AGAAAAGCAAAAAAGAAGGGUGUAAUAUCUCCUUCUUCGAUCAAAAGCAACUUCCUCUUAUAGCACUGUGAUGAUUGCCUUCCUUUAAAAGCUUCUCCAUGGCUCCAUCAGAAUUUAGAGUGUGUGUGAAAGAUCAAUGCAUUGUGAUAGCAGAUAUUGAUUUGGAUAUUUACUUCACCAAAGAUCUGUAUGAAGAUGUUAUUUUAAAAGCUAAAGAACAGAAUGUUAGUCUUCCCAGGUUUCUUGGUUUUACAUACCAUCCUCCCAAUAAAGAAAUUCAGAAACUGCCAUUAGCUUCUGAUUUAGAUUGGAUAAAGAUGAUUGAGGUUUGGGGUGUAGUUUCUUCAACUUACAUUCCCUUAUAUGUGAUUGAGCUGCAAGAGCCUAGUUCAUUACAAAAAAUGGCUGAGAAACUUGAUUCCAGUACCCAAAAUUUUAAUGAGGGCAGUGACAGUGAAGUUGAGUUUUGGGUUGACAAUUUGCUUGUAACACCAACAAGUUGUAGUGACAUUCUUGAAACUGAACUAAAUACUGGUUACAAAUCUAAGUUAAAUGUGAGGAGGCAAAUCAAUAGGAGGACUGAAGUGCAGCUCCAACCAUCUCUCUUACACCCUGAAGAUGUAUCCAUUACUGAUUCCUCUCCACAGGUCUCACCGAUUACUGCAAGACCUGAUAAAAGCCCUCGAGAGGAGUUUGUCAAUGAUGAGAUACUUAAAAACAAGAAAACAAAGCAUGUGGGGGGAGAAAGAAAACUAUUUGAGAGGACUGAAUUUAAUGUGAAACUCUUGACAAAGGAAUUGAAAGGCCUAGAAGCUUAUGACAUUUCAGCCCUGAGUAAACCCCAAAUUCCUCCAGAAGUUCCUUAGAUGUAUUCUUUGAAGAGCCUGUUCUGCCAUCUCAAAGUGAAGGUCUAAAUCGGGAUGGUUUGUAGACUUUAAAUGUUUCUUCUUUCUCUUUGUGACUGGUUUGAACUGGAUUGUGUAUUGGCUUGCAUUUCUCUAAUUGAACAUCCCUUAUUACUCCGUAUUAAAAAGACAUUUUUUUC
This is a messenger RNA of Cuscuta campestris, 1045 nucleotides long. Lineage: Eukaryota; Viridiplantae; Streptophyta; Magnoliopsida; Solanales; Convolvulaceae. The record is from the annotation of a GenBank genome assembly.